Messenger RNA from Globicephala melas (long-finned pilot whale), 3875 nucleotides. Lineage: Eukaryota; Metazoa; Chordata; Mammalia; Artiodactyla; Delphinidae. The record is from RefSeq and is a predicted model, not a curated record.
CCCUUUUCCGGAGCAGGGUCUGUUCCGUAACUCUCUACGCUCCGGCCCUUGCACAUCCUCGGGAGCCGGGUGCCGGGCGGCUGGCAGUGCGUCGGCAACCGCUGCGUCCCUUCUCCUCCGACCAGUCUGCCACGCGGGCUUUCCGGCCGGUCGGGAUGCCAGGGCUGCACUCCUAUUUCAUCACCCAUCCUCCUUCCCUAACCCUCCUCUUCGUCCCUUUUCCCCCAAACACACACAGGCACACAAGCUGCUCGGUCGCGCAUAGUGCUCCGGGCUUGGCUGCGGGAGCAGGACCUACACAAGCCCAGCAAGCUACGGACACGCCGCCCGGACUCUUCAGCCCGCGGGCCCCAGUGUCCCCACCGCCGCAGCCGCCGCUUCUGCGUCGCUCCUUCCCGCCUAGACACCGCCGCCAACAGCCCCCUCGGCUGCAGCCUCGGCAGGGCUGGAGGAAGUUGACGCUUUGGGAGGGGGCGGCGGGGAGCAGGACGCUGGCAGCUGCAGCCCGGAGCCCACGAGCCCUCGGCAGGUUUGCCUGUCCUUCCCCGCGAUCUGAUUGGAUAAAGUGGGGGCUCGACGGUGGCCGACGUGGGACAGUUUGGCUGUGGCAGGGGUCUCGGAAACCAUGGGUUAUUGCAGUGGCAGGUGCACGCUUAUCUUUAUCUGUGGCAUGCAACUGGCGCUGUUGGCAAGGCUGGGAACCCAAAGGAAAGAAAGGCAAGAACCCCAUCCUCAAGGACGUCACAGUCUACUGGGGGAGACGAGUUAAAGAGAAUGGCCCGAGAGAGGUUUGUGUGCUGGAGAGGCAAAUAUUUGACUUCCUUGGAUAUCAGUGGGCACCUAUCCUGGCAAAUUUUGUACAUAUUAUUAUCGUCAUUCUUGGUUUAUUUGGAACUAUUCAAUAUAGACCUCGUUACAUAACAGGAUAUGCUGUCUGGCUAGUCCUCUGGGUUACGUGGAAUGUGUUUGUUAUCUGCUUCUAUUUGGAGGCUGGGGACCUCUCAAAGGAAACAGACCUUAUCCUGACUUUUAAUAUUUCAAUGCACCGAUCUUGGUGGAUGGAGAAUGGACCAGGAUGUACGGUGACAUCAGUGACACCUGCCCCAGACUGGGCCCCAGAAGACCAUCGCUACAUCACGGUCUCGGGGUGUUUUCUGGAGUACCAGUACAUAGAAGUGGCUCAUAGUUCCCUCCAGAUUGUCCUCGCACUGGCAGGGUUCAUCUACGCCUGUUAUGUUGUGAAAUGUAUAACUGAAGAAGAGGACAGCUUUGAUUUCAUAGGUGGCUUUGACUCUUAUGGCUAUCAGGGGCCUCAGAAGACAUCUCAUUUACAGCUACAGCCUAUGUACAUGCAAAUUCCCUUGGAUAACAACUGAUAACAAAUUCUAUAUAUCAGCAUCAAGUGAUAUGCUGAAUUGCAAGCGAAGAUCAAAAUAGAAAGUCGAAAUAAUACAAAUGGCUUCAGUAUAUCAGCUCCUGGACCGUUCAAAGAACUUGUUUCGCAGUGGCCUCCUGCAUUUUUUGAAGAGCAAGAAGCAACUAAGUUUAAAUAUAUAUACAUACUAACAAAACAUAAAGCCUCCAUGUACACUGGGACCACACACACACACACACACACACGGGCACACAUGGGCACACAACCAAUUCUACUUGGCCUCCUCUUUCUAACUGAAACAGACAGAUAUGCAGGAUACACCCAUCGUGGAUUUCCUGAAAGCAGGCUGCUUUCUCCCAGGCCUUUGGAAAGUUCAUAAGGAGACGUGCUGGUGCCCUCUGCUGGCCGUCACUAACUGCUCUGCAGCCCAGCCAGUCAGCCUCUGCCAGCUGCGAAGUCAUCCAGGGCACAUUAGCUAGAGAGCCCUGUCUUCUGCACUCCGUAUGUCUUGAUAGCACCACAGCUAUGUAGGCAAUGUAAUUGCAAAAAACAAACAAACGAAACACGGCAUGAUGACCCUGUAACUGAAGUCUGAAAUGGCAGGUUGUUUGCCCUAAAGGCUGUACCGUACAUACUUGCCUUAACCCACCUAAGUUGUGCGCCUGAGAAUCUCAGUGCAGACACCCCCAAGUCACUUCCUUUAGGCUAACACACUGCUAUUAAUUCCGAAUGAGUUCAAGUCUGUGUGUGUCAUGUCAAGAAACAAGACUGCAUAGCUCAGCAACUGCAGUGUGUCUGUGUACAAAAACUGCCAGCUGUCAGCAAAGUGCUUUUACCAUUGAGCCUCCAUGGUGGCCAGAAAAAGACAAGUAAUAAUAACAAAGUAAUAAUCGUCAUCUUUAUAAUUCCUCAAUAAGGUCUUCUGAGGGGGUUGGGUGGGACAAAGAGAAACGUAUCAAUCUACUAAACUCAUUAAUCUACUGGAAGCAGAGAACAGAAAUGGCUUAACUCACUGAUUUUAUUUAUUGCACUCUAGGUGCUUUUAUAAGUAUCUACCAAUGUCUUUUACUAACACAGAAACAGCUGUGGAUUUCUAUCAACAGAGGCCAACUGAAUAUGUAUUAGCUAUGUUUACUCUUUUAUAUCUAAUUCAAAUGGAAGCCCCUACGUAGGUGAACUUUUUUUCCUAACUUCAGCGUACGAGAUUAUUUUUUGGGUGGGUGGGGGGAGCAAUAGUUACCUUGGUGAAAUAUUUGAGAUCUCUUUGUGGUAUUUGGGGGAUCUGUUGUGUGUUAGGGUGUAUUUUAAUCCUCCUGUAUUAUUGUGGCAGAAAAACUGUGCUGUUGACGUAGUUGGCAACAAGAUGCCUUUGGAAACUUAAUAGUAGGUCAAUGUGUUUAAGGAAUAUUCUGAAUUCCUAGGAAAUUUUGUUCUAUAUAUUCAAACAUUAUUUGGUUUUCAUUAGUGAAAAACAUAAUUAGCUCAGGCUUGUCAGGAACUCAGAUGAGUCAUUUUUUUUGGAUCCACCUGAGACACUAAAAUCAACUUUUUUCUUUUUAGAACUAAUAUGCCACCCUUAAAUGCAGUGAAAUUCAGACUUGAAAAAUUAUAAAUUGGCAUGGAGCAACUUUUUCUCCUUGUUUCUAAGAAGUUUCAGUUAUUGGGUUAACCUACUUUGAACGUUAGCCCAUCCAAAUCUACAUAAACCAGUCCCAUUACUGUGUCUGCAUGGAUGUCUGUGAUCUACACAUAUACGCAUUUGAAAACAAAGGAACAACGGUUACAAUUAGAAUAUAAACUACAGAAAAAAGUUCAAGCACUUGUGCUUGAAUUUUCUCAGUGGUUUGUAUAUGUUUGUCCAUAUAUACAUGCAUAAAAUUAUACAAUCACAAACAUGUCAGUGAAACCUCAUACAAUGAUUUUAUAGUGACAUGCAUGUUUAAUGUAUGAGAAAAACACUUACCAAUGUAUCAUCCUUUGAUUCUUAAAAUAUAAAUACUAUACAUGCCAGAAAUUAUUCUAAUGUGAGUAUUAAUGUGACUAUUAAAAAUGAGGUUUCACUGUACAUUCAUGCUGUGAUGAGAUUCUACCUUAUAAGACAUGUAUAUGGAUAGAAAUUUAAAUGCACAGAGACUAAACCCUCAUAUUCCUGCUUUAAGUUGCAGCCAAGUUACCAUCUAAUCACUACUAUCAUCACCACCAAAAUUUUUAAAAACAGUUGUUGACUACUAAAAAGGAAUCAGUGGACAGGGAGCACAGUAGUGUGAUUCUAUCUGGAAAAACAUCUAAGUUGUACAGCUGUAUCCUCCUCAAAAUCCGGUGAAGAAUGCUAUUUUUCUAGGCUGAGCUUUUGUUAUAAACCUAAUAUUCAGAAGGCAAGAGUUACAAUCCUGUGUCUUUUUUUUUUUUUUGGCAUUUGUUAAUUCUGAAUGUAUUUUUAACAGAGUGAUUUUUUUGACUUACUAGUGUAAUUUGCAUUUUAAAAAUAAAUGGAAAAACA